Danio aesculapii is the source of this 6207-nucleotide messenger RNA. RefSeq names its product Rho-associated, coiled-coil containing protein kinase 1 (gene rock1). The record is from RefSeq and is a predicted model, not a curated record. Gene Ontology annotation, biological process: actomyosin structure organization; mitotic cytokinesis; regulation of cell junction assembly. Bases 805 to 4884 code for a protein of 1359 amino acids. The transcript has 33 exons. Gene Ontology annotation, cellular component: cytoskeleton; cytoplasm. NCBI's taxonomy places the organism in Eukaryota, Metazoa, Chordata, Actinopteri, Cypriniformes, Danionidae. Gene Ontology annotation, molecular function: small GTPase binding; Rho-dependent protein serine/threonine kinase activity; ATP binding.
CUGACUCUCCGGGGUGUUUCAACAGGAAGGCGGACAUGUUGGUCAGGCAGUGGGAGAAAAUCGGGCACCCAGUAUAUUUUGUUCUCCCUUUUGAAUAACAACAUCGACUGCAAGCUUGAUGUAUUCGUUUAGUUACAGAAUCGUGGAUUACAUACAUGUUGGGAAAGUACAAACCGGCGCGCGGACUCGAAGAGAUUCAUCGCCGAAGGACUCGUAAAGGAUCGUUUUAACCAGGAUCUUGUUUUAACUGAUCGAAAUUUUUGUAAGGCGAAGUUUUUCUCUCUCUCUCUCUCGGCACUUCUCACUUUGCAGCUGUCAGACUCGCUCGGCCUGGCGAGCAUUUAUGGACAGAGGCCUGGAGAAACUUCAUUUCUUACGGCCGCAUGCUAACUCUGCACCGUUUAUUUGAUGUCUUGUGUUUUUUGUUGCGGGGAUGUGAUCAGUUUGCGUGUUUUAAACGAGCCCCUCAUAUCUCCCGAAGCUAAAUUAGCUUAGCGCAGUAUACGUUAAUCUGUUGCUGCCGCUUUUUGUGUGUUGCCAAGUUGUCAUGGACUAAUCCGACACCUCGUCUUGCCGUCGUUGUUGUUUUGUUUCGAAAAUGUGGCUUUUCGUCCUCUCUCGGUGUUGUGUACGUUUCAGCGAGAGCGAAAAUGAGGCAGUAAGACACAAAACGCUGCUUUGAUCAAACUGCUGCUUACUGCUUUUGUGAGGGCAGAGGAAGUUAGCGAGUUCAUUUGCUAAUCUUAGCCAGUAAACUCGCAUCUCAUUGCUCUCAUCUGAAUCAAAACCCCCAUCCCAUCAGUUAUGGAGAUGUCUGCUGGAGAAAGUUUGACAGCUCGUUUCGAGAAGAUCGAUGCUAUGCUCAAGGAUCCCAAAUCAGAGGUCAACACCGACUGUCUGCUGGACAGUUUGGACGCUCUGGUUUAUGAUCUGGAUUUCCCGGCCCUGAGGAAAAACAAAAGCAUAGACGACUUCUUAAAAAGAUAUAAGGACACGAUCAGCAAAAUACGGGAGCUUCGCAUGAAAGCAGAGGACUAUGAAGUGGUAAAGGUCAUAGGAAGAGGAGCGUUUGGAGAAGUACAACUGGUGAGGCACAAAGCCACGAGGAAAGUCUACGCCAUGAAGCUGCUCAGCAAGUUCGAGAUGAUCAAGAGGUCCGACUCGGCUUUCUUCUGGGAAGAGAGAGAUAUCAUGGCCUUUGCCAACAGUAAUUGGGUAGUACAGCUGUUUUAUGCAUUCCAAGACAACCGCUACCUCUACAUGGUGAUGGAGUAUAUGCCCGGUGGAGACCUGGUCAACCUCAUGAGCAACUAUGAUGUGCCAGAAAAGUGGGCACGUUUCUACACUGCAGAGGUUGUGCUGGCACUGGACGGCAUUCACUCCAUGGGCUUCAUUCACAGGGACGUAAAGCCUGACAACAUGUUGUUAGACAAGUCCGGCCACUUGAAGCUGGCAGACUUUGGGACCUGUAUGAAAAUGAACAAGGACGGGAUGGUACGAUGUGACACGGCAGUAGGAACUCCAGAUUAUAUUUCCCCAGAGGUACUAAAGUCUCAGGGAGGAGACGGUUAUUAUGGCCGCGAGUGUGACUGGUGGUCUGUCGGGGUCUUUCUGUAUGAGAUGCUUGUCGGUGACACGCCGUUCUAUGCUGACUCUUUGGUGGGAACGUACAGCAAGAUCAUGAAUCACAAGAAUGCCUUGACCUUCCCUGAAGACAGCGACAUCUCGAAGGACGCAAAGAGCCUCAUCUGUGCUUUCCUCACCGACAGGGAGGUGCGGUUAGGACGCAAUGGAGUCGAUGAAAUCAAGCGGCAUGGUUUUUUUAAGAAUGACCAGUGGACAUGGGAGAACAUCAGAGAGACGGCUGCCCCGGUUGUGCCAGAGUUAAGCAGUGACACUGACACCAGCAACUUUGACGACAUUGAGGAGGAUCGAGGGGAGGAGGAAACCUUCCCCAUUCCCAAAGCAUUUGUAGGCAACCAGCUUCCAUUUGUAGGCUUCACCUACUACAGCAAUAACCUGUUUUCUCGGGAAUCGACUAUGAAGACAAGUGACAAACGCAGCUCGACAAAAGAAGAUAAGAGUCAUUUGGAGAAUCUUCAGAAGAGGAUAUAUCAGCUAGAAGAACAAGUUCACAGUGAGAUGCAGCUGAGAGAUGAGAUGGAGCAGAAGUGCAGGGCGUCCAAUACAAAGCUAGACAAGAUAAUGAAAGAGUUAGACGAGGAGAGUAACCUAAGGAAGAGUGUGGAGGCUAACAUGUCUUUACUGGAGAAAGACAAGAUCAUGAUCCAGCACCGAGCAACUGAAUAUCAAAGGAAAGCUGACCAGGAGGCUGAAAAGCGAAGAAAUCUGGAAAACGAAGUGUCAACGCUGAAGGAGCAGCUGGAAGACUUGAGGAAAAUCAGUCAAAACAAUGACAAGAUCGCCCAUCUGCAGAACCAACUGGGGGAAGCCAACGACCUUCUGCGCGCCGAGUCGGACACACUGAUGCGUUUGAGGAAGAGCCACACAGAAUUGGGCAAGUCUGUGAGCCAGCUGGAGAGCAUGAACCGGGAGCUGCAGGAGAAGAGUCGCGCCGCAGAUAGUGUCAAACAACAGCUGGAGAAAGAGCUGCUGCAGCUGCAGACCACGCUGGACACCGAGAGACGGAGCUGCAGCCAGGGCUCAGAGGAGAUCCGGGAACUGCAAGUUCGCAUCACGGGUCUACAGGAGGACAACAAGAACUUGAAGCAGAGUCUGUCUAAAGUGGAGAUGGAGAGGAAACAUGUCCAGGAAAGAUGUAAUAUUCUUGAAAAGGAGAAGAACAGUCUGGAAAUUGACCUCAACUAUAAGCUGAAGACUCUACAGCAGCGGCUCGACCAGGAGUUAACGGAGCACCGCAUCACAAAGGCUCAACUCACAGACAAAUACGAGUCUAUCGAGGAGUCAAAGUCAGCUGCUAUGCAUGCGGUGGAGCAGAAGGUGUCAGAGGAGACCACGCUGCGCAUGCGGGCCGAGAGCCGGGUGGUGGAGGUGGAAAAGCAGUGCUCAAUGCUGGAGUUUGACCUCAAACAGUCCGUACAGAAGAUGGAGCAGCUGAUGAAGCAGAAGGAGAGGCUGGAGGACGAGGUGAAGGACCUGCGGGUGCAGCUGGAGCAGGAGUCCGGGAGGCGCAUGAUGUCCCAGAACGAGCUGAAAAACUGGAAGAUGGAUUCAGAGCGGCUGAAGGGAACAGAAAAGCAACUCAAACAGGAGAUCAACGCAGCCCUGGAGAACAAACGCUCGGUGGAGUUCCAGCUGGCGCAGCUCACCAAGCAGUACAGGGGAAACGAGGGUCAGAUGAGGGAACUUCAGGACCAGCUGGAGGCUGAGCAGUAUUUCUCAACACUUUAUAAAACUCAGGUGAAGGAGCUAAAGGAGGAGAUCGAGGAGAAGAAUCGACAAAAUCAAGAGGCUGUCAAAAAAGUCCAGGAUUUGAACUCAGAGAAGGAUUCUCUGUCGGCUCAGCUGGACCUCACCAUGACCAAAGCUGAGUCAGAGCAGCUGGCCCGAGCGCUGCAGGAGGAGCAGUAUUUCGAGCUCUCGCAGGAGUACAAGAAGGCCACGUCACGGUACAAACAGGAGAUCUCUGAGAAAGACUCCACCAUCUCACAGCUUGAGGAUUCCAAUAAAACCCUUACCAAAGACGUGGAGAUCCUCAGUAAGGAGAAGACGGAAUUUAACGAGAGAAUCCAAACUCAAGAACAAGAGUUUGCAGCAGAGAGAGAGGAGCUGACAAACUCAAUAAAGGCAAAUUACGAGAAGGCGCUUAAUAUUGAACGAACUCUGAAGACCCAGGCGGUGAAUAAGCUGGCGGAGAUUAUGAACCGUAAGGACAUGAAGGACCAGAAGAAGCGAGGCAGCACCACCGACCUCCGCAAGAAGGAGAAGGAGAACCGCAAACUCCAGCUGGAGCUCAACCAGGAGAAGGAGAAGUUCAACCACAUGGCCAUCAAGUACCAGAAAGAGCUCAACGAGAUGCAGGCGCAAUUGGCAGAGGAGUGCACGUAUCGCAAUGAGCUGCAGAUGCAGCUGGACAGCAAGGAGAGUGACAUCGAGCAGCUCAGAGAGAAACUAAAUGACUUGCAGCUCCGUGUGGACAAUUCCAGCGUCACCAGCCUGCAGACGGACGAGCUGGACAGCAACAUCGCUGAAUCCAGGCUUGAAGGUUGGCUCGCAAUACCUAAUAGGGCUAAUAUUAAAAGAUACGGCUGGAAAAAACAGUAUGUUGUGGUGAGCAGUAAAAAAAUCCUCUUUUACAAUGACGAGCAAGACAAGGAGCAGUCCAAUCCCUCAAUGGUACUAGAUAUUGACAAACUUUUCCAUGUGCGUCCUGUCACACAAGGUGACGUUUACCGAGCAGAGACUGAUGAAAUCCCAAGAAUAUUCCAGAUCCUGUAUGCUAAUGAAGGCGAGUGCCGGAAGGAGACGGAUGUGGAGAGUGUUCCUCAGGGCGAUAAAACCAACUGUUUGCCCCACAAAGGCCACGAGUUCAUCCCAACGCUCUACCAUUUCCCCUCCAACUGCGAGGCCUGCUCCAAACCCCUGUGGCACGUAUUUAAGCCUCCGCCAGCCCUCGAGUGCCGCCGAUGCCACGUCAAGUGCCAUAAAGACCACCUGGACAAGAAGGAGGACGUGAUCUCCCCUUGCAAAGUGAACUAUGACGUGACGUCGGCUAGAGAUAUGCUGCUUCUGGCUUUGUCUCAAGACGAGCAGAAGAAAUGGAUCGGUCAUCUAGGCAAGAAGAUUCCCAAGACUCCACCAUCCACCUUCGCACGGCAGUCUCCUCGUUCAAUGUCCGUUCGCUCCGGAGCCAACCAGUCCUUCCGCAAAACCCCCAAAAAUGUCCCAGGAAAGCCCAGCUAACCAUCUGAACUUCUGGAUAAAAUUGGGAUUUUGUACUUUCCUCUACAAAAACCUCACACGAAAAAAAGAAAAAAACAUGUAACAAAACUUUGAAUUAACCUUUUAAAGUUGCAUUUCACACAAACCAGUUAAAGAAAAGACAGUAAUUGGUGCUGGAAAUCCGGAUUUGCGUUUCACAAAGACAUCAUGGAGGUUUUUUUGGCGCCAUCUUUCUCUAUUUUCCCACAUCACGUCUCCUUCUGUCCCGAGGAAAAGCUUUGACAUCUUUUCACUACUUUGGAAGGAAACUAUCAGCUGUUCUGUUCGGACGACACAGUAAAGGGGAAAUUUGGGACCAUGAAAAGGGUCUUUUUGCUUUGGUUUUCAAACUAUUUCCACUUUAAUCCACUCCGACGCCGCCUUCUUACGGACUCUGGUUGCCUUAUUCUGUCCCUCAAAGUCUCUGUGGAAAAUGAUUUAGGUUUGGGACAAACUAUUGGGUACUGAGAGUUUCUGAGGGGAGAUUUUUUUUUUAGUGGAGCAUGGAGAAUAAUUACAGUCUAUGCAUCAUAUUAUCAUAUUUGUCAUUAUCAUUGUCGCUUAUGGGAGUCUCCAAGCCAUCACGAUGGCAUCAGGAGGCAUAUAAAAUGUCAUGAAAACCACGAAAGCGUUUUUGUGUCAGUGUGUUCAUCGGGUACAUUGUUUUCUGUAAUAUUCAUAUCUUUUUUGUAAUGUGUUGCCUUACAUUUGACUCAUAGAUAAAUGUUUCAAAAAGGAAAACAUUAAGUUAACAAAUGUAACUGCACUGUUUUGAAUUGUAAUUUAUUUGUAGAAGACUAAACAGCCGUAGCGUUUGCUCACCUAGUGCCUUUUUGGAUAACAAUUUUACUGCCAUAUCCGAGUUUCUCUCCGGUGGAUCUUUGCUAUGAUCAUUCUUCGAAAGAAAACGAACAUAUCUAAUACGGUGUGAUCCCUUUUUUUUUUUUUAUCAGAACCUAAAAAGAGCGGAGCAUCUAUUGCAUGUCUUAAAUGUUGUCGACCAAAGUUCACAUGUACAUGAUAAAGGGCGACAUGUCCUGCUAUUUUCGUAAAAAUAUAUAUAUAUUACAAAAUUAAAUCCGCCAUCUUCCCCUUGAAGUAGUGUCUUUCAGUGUACAUACUCUGACGAUAUGAUGACGAAUACCUCCUCAGUAAUCCAUCAUGGUUUUUGUUUUGUACAUGCGUGUUCAGUUAAAUAAGCACUGGAACUAUGAUCUGUUGUCGUGGAUGUACUGCAUGUUCGGUUGCAUUGGAGGCCGCACUGAUGGAUAUGUGUCAAUAAACAUAUCUUUAUCUAUCACCGAA